GAUUUUUAUAAAUUCAGCACCAUACGAAUUAAAAUCAUUCGCAAACACAUCAUUAAAACGAAAUGUCGGACGACGGUGAGAUACCAAGUAGAACUGAAGCUGUUGUUAAAAAUUCAAAAGAUACAUUUUGUUUAGAGAAAUUUAAAAAGAAGUGUUUGCUCUUAACUUUGACUUUGGUUUUGCUUUUGGCAAUUAUUGGAAUUUUAUUUCAUGAAUACAGAACGUCAGAAAUAUCGAUGAUUAAUACGUUUGAAACAUCGACGACUAAUGGGUUAGACACAUGGACAACUAAUACGCCAGAAUCAUCGACGAUUAGAGAUCAAAUUCAUGCGGUAAGAUUUAUCUCUCGAUCAGAAUGGAUUGCGCAACCACCAGACCGUGAGCUAGCACUGCUUGCUUUGCCCGCAAAACGUGUAAUAAUCGCAUAUACAGCCACCGAAAAUUGUACGACACAGGCAUCGUGCAGUUAUCGUGUUAGAAUGAUUCAAACAUUUCACAUCGAUUCACGAGGAUGGGAUGACAUUGUUUAUAAUUUCUUAGUUGGUGGCGAUGGUGCCAUUUAUGUGGGCCGUGGAUGGAACGUUCAAGGUGCACAUACAAAAGGUUACAAUGUGAAUAGCAUUUGCAUUGCAUUCAUUGGAAACUUUAAUAAAAUCGAACCACCAAAAGCACAACUUUAUGCAGCACAAAAACUUAUCGAAGAAGGUGUUAAAUUAAAAAAAUUAACUUCGGAUUAUGCUCUUUAUGGUCAGCGUCAAUUGAUACCGUCAGAGAGUCCUGGUCUAGCGUUAUACAAAAUUAUUAAAAAAUGGGAUCAUUGGACUGAAGAUGUCGUAUAGCUGUUGUGCUGUUGAGAGAAUUGAUAAGAGACCGUGUUGGAAACAUAAAAAGAACAUUUUUAAUUGUAAUUUAUGACGAUUCAACAAAAAAAUAUACAUAUGCAACGAUUCAUUGCAA
This is a messenger RNA of Contarinia nasturtii (swede midge), 957 nucleotides long. Its product is annotated as peptidoglycan-recognition protein LF-like. NCBI's taxonomy places the organism in Eukaryota, Metazoa, Arthropoda, Insecta, Diptera, Cecidomyiidae. The transcript has 3 exons. Gene Ontology annotation, biological process: peptidoglycan catabolic process. The record is from RefSeq and is a predicted model, not a curated record. Gene Ontology annotation, molecular function: N-acetylmuramoyl-L-alanine amidase activity; zinc ion binding. The coding region runs from base 63 to 839 and encodes 258 amino acids.